This is a messenger RNA of Sorex fumeus (smoky shrew), 581 nucleotides long. It is a transcript of the gene MICOS10, whose product is annotated as mitochondrial contact site and cristae organizing system subunit 10. The transcript is spliced from 4 exons. NCBI's taxonomy places the organism in Eukaryota, Metazoa, Chordata, Mammalia, Eulipotyphla, Soricidae. Bases 116 to 352 code for a protein of 78 amino acids. Gene Ontology annotation, cellular component: mitochondrial inner membrane; MICOS complex; mitochondrion. The record is from RefSeq and is a predicted model, not a curated record.
GCCGCCGCCGGGCUGACGCGCCGGAGAGCGGCGGGCGGCUCUCGCGAGAUCUGCGCGGCGUCGGAGCGCGGGGGGCCCCGGCCGUCAAGGGAAGCGGGAGCCGCCGGUGGGGAACAUGUCGGAGUCGGAGCUCGGCAGGAAGUGGGACCGGUGCAUGGCGGAUGCGGUGGUGAAGAUCGGUACUGGCUUUGGAUUAGGACUUAUUUUCUCACUUACCUUCUUUAAAAGAAGAAUGUGGCCUCUAGCUUUCGGUUCUGGCAUGGGAUUGGGAAUGGCCUACUCCAACUGUCAGCACGAUUUCCAGUCUCCAUAUCUUGUACAUGGAAAAUAUGUCAAAGAGCAGGAGCAGUGACUGCAGCCGAGAACAUCCCAGCAGGAGGAAAGUGAGAUCCUGUUUACUCCUCAGGAAUAUUGAAGUGCCCUGGAGUAAGCUGACAUUCUUCUGGAACAAUGUUAUCGGUGAUGCUUUAAACUCCGGCACACUGUUUAUGUAUUUGAAACCGAGUCUGUUUCUUGUUUUGUAUUUUCUCUCUGGAAAUGGCAAGGAGGUGGUCUUAAAAAAAAUAAAUUAAAAAUAGGCA